GUGUGCCCGGUUCCUUUUCCGGUCUCUUUCACCAAUUUUCAAGCAACAUGGCCUCGUUUGAACAGAUGAGAGCAAAUGUGGGGAAAUUACUGCGGGGUAUCGACAGGUACAAUCCGGAAAAUCUUGCUACUCUAGAACGCUAUGUGGAGACCCAGGCAAAGGAAAACGCAUAUGACCUGGAAGCCAACCUAGCAGUGCUAAAACUCUAUCAGUUCAAUCCCGCUUUCUUCCAGACGACCGUCACCGCACAGGUCCUCCUCAAAGCUCUGACCAACCUUCCACACACAGACUUCACGCUCUGCAAGUGUAUGAUCGACCAGGCUCAUCAAGAAGACCGUCCAAUCAGACAGAUCCUGUAUUUAGGAGACCUUCUAGAAACCUGUCACUUUCAGUCUUUUUGGCAAGCAUUGGAUGAGAAUCUCGAUCUCCUUGAUGGUGUUGCUGGCUUUGAGGACUCUGUGAGGAAAUUCAUCUGCCAUGUUGUGGGGAUCACAUACCAGCACAUAGACCGGUGGCUUUUAGCUGAGAUGCUUGGAGAUCUGUCAGAGCCCCAGCUCAGAGUAUGGAUGAGCAAAUACGGCUGGACGGAAGCCGACAACGGCAAGAUCUUCAUAUGUAACCAGGAGGAGAACAUCAAACCAAAAAACAUUGUGGAAAAGAUCGACUUUGACAGUGUUUCUGGAAUUAUGGCAACCUCUCAAUGAUGAUCUUCACUAAGGAAAUACAACUUAUUUUAUGUACAGAGCAAUUGUUCCAUCAGAUAAUAAAAGCGACAAAUUGGUC
Nanorana parkeri is the source of this 783-nucleotide messenger RNA. RefSeq names its product eukaryotic translation initiation factor 3 subunit K (gene EIF3K). Gene Ontology annotation, cellular component: eukaryotic translation initiation factor 3 complex; cytoplasm. Gene Ontology annotation, molecular function: ribosome binding; translation initiation factor activity. Lineage: Eukaryota; Metazoa; Chordata; Amphibia; Anura; Dicroglossidae. The transcript is spliced from 8 exons. Gene Ontology annotation, biological process: regulation of translational initiation. Bases 48 to 704 code for a protein of 218 amino acids. The record is from RefSeq and is a predicted model, not a curated record.